UUUGGAUUGGAUAGGGAUGGGUAGGGACCAGGCAUUUGAGUACGUGAAGCGUUAUUUCAGGCAAUAACGGUAAAAAUCAAUUUUUUUUAAUGGAGUUCAUCGCUUCCUUAUGUGCUUUGCUCAUAAUGGUAAACAUGACCUGCCCUGGGCUCCACUCAGAUGUAAUCACCAGCAACCCUCCUUUCUUCGAAGUUGUAAGAGAUUUGGCAAAUCACCAAAACCUCUAACAACUGCUACAAUCACAGUGCAGAAAGUAUCCUGGCUGAUUGUAUCAUCAUGGACUGCCAAGACAACUCUGAUGCACAGGAAUGCAAGGGAUUGUAGUGUGUGGUGGUCUCAGCCCAGUCCAUCAUGGGCACUUGCCUCCCUAGUAUGGAAAGCAUCUUCAUGAAGCUCUGCCUCAGAAGGCACCAUCUAUCAUCAAGGAUCCCUGCAAUCUGCGACAGCCAUUUUUCUUGGUGCUACCAUUGAAUAGAAGGUGCCAAAGACUUAAUAUAUUGUCUUUCCGCUGACUGGUUAGCAUGCAACCAAAGCUUUUCACUAUACAAGGGUACACGUGACAAUAAAGUAAACUCAACUCAAGUCCCACACCACCAGGAUGAGGAACAGCUACUUUCCAACAACCAUGAGAUUCUUGAACUGAUCUGCACAACCAUAAUCCUAACACAGCAAGGAACACUACAGACCAUGGACUAGUUUUCUAAUUGUGUGUUUACUCUGACACCUUGUUCUUUUAGUCUUUUUCUUUUUGCCACCUUGGGUAAGUUAUGUAUAAUUUACUUUUUUUUUGUAUUGUCUGAGACUAUGUACCUGCGAUGCUGCAGCGAAAAAGAUCCCGACUCGAGACGUCACCAUCCAUGUUAUCAAGCGAUGCUACCUGACCCGCUGAAUGUCACCAGCAUUUUGUGUCUUUUUUUAAACAAAACUUGGAUGUUCAUUAGUGAUGUCUUGCAGAUAUGUUGCUGCGCCUCAUCUGGUGAAGAGAGUGCGGAGAGAGGGGAGAUAAAAUGGGAAAGUUCACUUUGCAUUACUGCAGACUCCCAAAUGUCGCAACAUAUUCCAAAUCCUUUAUUAGCUCAUUUAUGAUGUGACAGGAAAAUUCCAUUGGCAGACCAGUCAUUCCACCCCUCCCUAUAAUCAGGAAAGCAACUUCUUCUUCUUCUUGCAUCUGGCGUGCACAGCCUAAAGUUGUAGGACAACUUGUUCUAUUUGAUCUUAUUUGAGUGUGCACGCUGGGUUGAUUGCAUUUGUCAAAACAGGGCGGACCACGUGAAGGUUGCAAUCUUCCACCCCAGGAAAGCAACUGAUUUAUUUGACGGCUUGUCUGAUUUUACAACAUUUAUUCAAUUGCGGAAUGCUCGUGUUUUUGGCAAUUGCCCAUCCUUCUGACAAUUGCAAGUCCUUAUAAAGAAUUGAACGUCUCAGAGCAGAGCAGUGAUUGAACCCACAUCCCCUUCAACAUUUGUGUAGGAAGGAACUACAGAUCCUGGUUUACACCAAAGAUAGAUACAAAAUGCUGGAGUAACUCAGAGGGACAGGCAGCAUUUCUCGAGAGCAGGAAAGGGUGAUGCUUCGGGUUGAGACUUGCAUUCCUUGUCUCCAGAGGUACUGCCUGUCCAGCUAAGUGACUCCAGCAUUUUGUAUCUAUCUUUGGUGUAUUAUUGCCUUUGUAUCUAUCCCCCGCUAACAUAUGUUGUGGAUACUUCAUGAUGUGCUACAAAUUGAAGGGUUCUCUCGCAAAUCUACCAGUUCUCCUGGGGAGAAAAUAUGAAACGAUUAGUAAUUUCACCAGUGAAGUGCUAUACUCAAAGGGAGUGCAAGUUAUGGAAAAGGAGCCCCUCACAGUAGAAUAACAAUGAAGGAAAGUUGCAAAGCCAUGUGUAGUGUGGUGAGCUGUAGGUGAGUGGUGAUGUAACAUCAAGCCACAAGGUGGUGUAAAUGGAAAUGGUGAGCUUUUGGCAAAAAAUGGCACAGGUGCUCCAUAAUUAUUUCUCCAUCUUCCACAGUGGAAUAACACUUGCGAAUUACAUGUGUGACUGGUCACAUUGUAGCAUUCUGCAUCAUUCUAAAUACUAAAUAUGGAAUUACUUAAUAUAUUUAGUUUAGUUUAGAGAUACAGCGUGGAAAUAUCCGCAGGCUUCGAAUCCUAGGCCUUUUCUGAAUUUGAUGGCACUGCCACUACUCAUAUCAGCUCUCGAAUUUCCUUGUGACAGCUCAGCCUCAAUAGCUCUUCUCACUUGAGAUGCUCCAUAAAGGCUGCCCUUGGACCUUUUGGCCUAUUCGCUUCUCAGAAAGCUUAAUAUCCAUUUUUUUUUCAAACUUGCUAAUGUUCCUUUGAGAUAUCUUCAAUAUUUUUGCAGAAUAUAAAUGAUUAUCAUUUCUGCACAAUUUACCCGGAAUCUUACAUUCAUCCCCUCGUGUUCCAGUUUGUAUAACAGGACAAAUAGUGUCUGUGCACACCAUCGAAUUCCUUAAUCUUCAAAACUUCAAUUCGAUCCGGAUUUAAUCAUGUCCACCAACGAAAUACAAGCCUAAUUCAUACAGCUAAACUUUAUAUUUCUUGUUGUUGCCGAAAUUAUUCUGUAUUCUCCUCUGUAAAAAAAUAAUUAGCAUUUUUACAUUCCACCGCCAUAAACAUCUUUAUGGAUAAGUGUCUGUUAAUGACUGUGUUUUUAAGGGUUAUAUGGGAGAUGGGGAGUGGUAUAGCACAUGCUCAUACAUGUUACAAUUAAAGUUUUAAGUAAUGGAUUCUCCUCUGGGUGGUUUAAUCUAUCAUUUCUUGCAAAUUAUCCAGCUUAGGAAAAUGUUGUUUAGGUGAUGUGACUGUGGGAUCCCUCUCCCCCUAACUUGUACGUUAAAAUCAUCCCCCCAUCCCCCUGACAGUCUCACUCAUAUAAAAAUGUCAAGAGAUGCUUUAAGGGGAGAGCUGAGUGUUCGGGCUGCCGGGCUUCUACUCAAGCAUUCCUUCUUUUCUGAAGGAAUUACUUUGCCUUUGAGGUAGAUUCACAUUCCAGAUUGCGUUGUAAGUGAAGCCGUCUCGGAGGAGAGGCAUACAUCACUGUCCCUUAAACACAAGCCGUUUGCUGAACGGACUCCUCCCACAAACGGGAAUUCUCAGCCUUCCUCCAACUUCCCACUUGCUCCUCUGUCAAUCCCUGUGCUGUGGCCACAGGCAGCAGAGAAGCUGACAUCAAACCCAACCUCUCCACACGUUCUUGAAACAUUUUCCAGAGACUAUUUUUUUUUCUCCUAUUCUACUUUCAUCGUUGAGCAUAAGAAAGAAUAUUUAAAGUUUCUCAUGGUUCCUUUCAUUCAAGAUUUGGAUCAGCAAUGAAAUACCUUUGUUAAUAUGGUUAUGCUCUCAUAGAUCAAACAGUAAUCUCAUACAUCAAACAGGUGAGAACUAAGAGCAAGAAGAUCUUCUCCGGGACUGGAUCAGAGCUUCAACAUGGAGCGGCAGAGAAUGCAAGGACUACUGGUGAUGGUCGUAACACUACUGGCCACAAUUGUGCACUGCAAUAUCCAAGUACAGCCAGAAGUGUGUCUUACGGCAGUAACAGCUGAUAUAAUCUUCACGGUGGAUGAAUCAUGGAGUAUGGGAGAGGAAAACAUCCAGAGGAUCAAAGAAUUCCUCAAUGGCAUCAUAACUUCAUUCAAGAACGUUGCGAUAGGGAAAGAGGGAAUCCGAUUUGGUGUCACACUCUACAGUGACCAUCCCAGAACAGCAAUUGCACUUACGGACUAUGUGAGGAUUGAAGAGGUGUUGGUGGCCAUCAGAGACCUGACAUUUAAAGGGGGGAACACCAAAACAGGAGCCGCCCUUGACUUUCUCAUGGAAUCUGUAUUCAGCCAGUCAAUGACUAGAGAGAACACGCCAAAGGUUAUGGUUUUGAUCACUGAUGAAAGGUCGACAGAUUCAGUCGAUGACCCGGCCAAAAGACUGCACAACAAUGGAGUGACCAUGUUCACAGUUGGAAUAAAAAAUUCAGAUAAAAAUGAGCUGAAGAAAAUUGCUUCUGAUCCGUUCAAAGAGCAUUAUUUAUUUGUGGAGGAUUUUAAUCUACUCAACACCAUUUUACCCAAGAUCACCAGGAGGCUUUGUUUCACAGCUUCAGAAGUUCCUAGACCUGUGAGGCCAACACUGUUGGCAGAAAAAAUCACUGGCCCCCGGGAUUUGGUGAUUAGUGAAGUGAGUUAUAACUCUGUGAGACUGACCUGGGCUCCUGCUACUGGAGCUGUGGUGAGCUACAGAAUUGCUAUCAACCCAUAUACAUUGGAUGGACAACUUAUAUCUGCAGAAGAGUGGCAGAUUGUUAUGGACGGUAACGUCAGCACAAUACUGGUGGCAGACCUAAAGCCCAGAACAAAGUAUUCCUUCACAGUGGUGGCUGUGUAUGCUGAUGAAAUCGGGGGUCAUACAAGUACCAGUGGCAAAACCAAUGCCCUGCCUCGUGUGACUAACUUCCGAGUGACAGAGCAAGGACUGUUCAGCCUGAAAGUAGCUUGGACACUUCCACUAGCGCCCUUGUUGGGUUACAAGAUCUACAUACCCAGAUCCAACAGGCCUGGGUUGACCUAUGAACAGAAUGUCAAAGGAGAUGUCUCGUUUCACCGGAUAGACAAUCUGCAGGAGGACAAAGACUACACCAUCAGCAUCUAUGCCGUGUAUUCUGAGGGGCCCAGUGAACCUGUGACAACCACCAGCAGAACAUUGAAACUUACAGCAGUGGAGGAAUUAGUGUUGGAGAAUGCAACUACAGACACCAUACAGGCAAAGUGGCUUCUGACCAAAGGUGCAACUGGCUACAGACUUACAUGGGGAUCUUAUGAUGGAGACGUGCAGAAUGUAAAUUUGGGCAAUGUUUACCAGUUCUACAUGAUUCGUGGUUUGCAAGCUGGUACUGAGUAUACUGUGACCGUCAACCCCAUCUUUAGUGAUGUCGAAGGACCAGUUACCUCUGGGAAGGCGACAACAUUGGCAACAGGUUCCGUCCAGACCCUACGAGCUUCGUCCAUCACCACAAGCAGUGCCGUCAUCACUUGGAAUUCUGUCGCAGGCUCCACAGGGUAUAGAUUGGCGUGGGGCCCCACACCAGAGUUCACUGGGAGAGAUCGACCCCGCCAGGUAGUGCUGGGCAGUGGUAUAACAUCGCACAAACUCAAACACCUGAUUGCCAACACAGAAUACGUCUUGUCUCUUUAUGUGGUCUUUGGUCCCGUCAUUGGCCCUGGAAUGACAGCAACGGUGAAAACAUCUCCACUUGGACACGUAUCAACCUUCAGAGUAACCACAUACACCACCACCUCCGUGUCUGUGGUUUGGGGUGCCACUGUUGGAGCAACAGAGUACAAGAUAACAUGGAGCCCAACAUCAGGCAAAGGUGCAACACAGAAUGAGUACGUGGACCGCAACACACUGUCUUACCACAUCGGAAACCUGGACCCUGGGGCCCGCUACACAAUCAGCAUCCAUGCCCUGUACGGAAACUCCGAGGGGCCGGCUGUGUCUCUAACUCAAAUGACAGCUUCUCUCGAUUCUCACCAGGUUCAAUCAGUGAAGGAACUGAAGGUGAUUGAAACCGGAGCCAAUAGUCUAAAACUCACUUGGAAAAAGAUGCCUGGAAUCUCAGGAUAUCGAAUAUCUUGGGCUCUACUGAGAGGAGGUCCUGAGAGGACACGGAUUGUCCCAGCUGACACUGCGGUUUACGUGAUAAGUGGACUGCAAGAGAGUUCCACCUACACCAUUCGAGUCUCGACCAUGGUUGGAAACAGGCAAGGAAUGCCCAUAGUUACCUCAGCCCAGACACGCACCAAAAAGAAACCUUCUGCAACAGCAAAACCACCAAUGGCUAUUUCACCAGUCGCUGUUAUUGCUGGACCUGUAUCCAGUGCAGUGCAACAAACCAACCGUCAAACUGAUGUGGCCUCACCGUCCACAACAAUUCCCACGAUUACAACCCCCAGCACAACCUCUCCCAUUGCAAAAAGGGCACCAGCCUUUCAGACCACACAGGAGGGGCCUGUUUGUAACAAAGCCAAGGCCGACAUUGUUUUCCUGGUGGACGAAUCCUGGAGCAUUGGCCAGAACAAUUUUAAUAAGAUCAGGGAUUUUCUCUUCAGGAUCAUCUCAUACUUCCCAAAGAUUGGACCUGCAGGGAACCAGGUAGCCGUGGCUCAUUAUAGUGACAACCCCAGGACUGAGUUCCCACUGAAUCAGUACAAGGACAGAAAUUCAAUCUUGAGAGCCAUCAGAGGAGUGCAAUAUGGAGGGGGCAACACCAGGACAGGCAAAGGUAUAGGUUACGUCUUAAAGGAGCUAUUCCAGACAGCUGCCGGGAUGCGACCAAAUGUCCCCCAUAUUCUGGUCCUGUUGACUGAUGGACGCUCACAAGAUGCAGUGGAAGUGCCAGCAAGAGUGGCAUUUGGCUUAGGUAUUAAGAUCAUCCCUGUGGGGAUUACAAGUGCAGAUGUGGAGGAACUCAAGAAAAUCAUCUACCGUGGCCAUCAGGAUAAUAUAUUUUUUGCCAACACCUUCAAUGAUUUGCCUUUGAUUGAAAGAGACCUUAUUGAAAAAAUCUGCACAGAAGCCAGAGAGACUGAGCAUCCUCAACAUGUUCAAGUGGAAGCCAAGUCCAACAUGGACAACCAGCAAACAGAAUCGAUCAUAUCCAAAGAGUCCCAGAGUGAAACUGGAGACAUCAGAAAGCCAGAAGGCCCCUGUGCAUCCCAGUGCCAGAAGGGUCAGAAAGGAGAACAGGGAGUAAUGGGUCCUCCAGGAAUGCUGGGACAGCAAGGAUUUCUGGGCUUGCACACGAGUGGAGGAUAUGAAUCAUUUGCCUUCGCUGACAAGGGAGAAAAAGGAGAAAGGGGCCUACCAGGAAAAGACGGGAUUCCAGGCUUCCCGGGACGCCCAGGCCGUACCGGCUCUCCUGGCUCUACCGGGCCCAGGGGUCCCCAUGGAGUACAAGGGGAUAGAGGCUUUCCUGGAUUUAAAGGUCCUCCAGGUCCCAAAGGCGAUAGAGGAGAACCUGGAUAUGUUCUAAGAGGAGGUGACGUUAUUCCUGGCCGGAGAGGAGAACCCGGAUCUCCGGGUCCAAGUGGUGAGCCAGGACUUCCAGGGGUGCCAGGCCCAUCAGGACUACCUGGGCAGCCAGGGCCUCAGGGACAACCAGGCCACUCAGUCAAGGGUGAGCCAGGAGAUGGUGGUUCCAAGGGCCUCCGUGGCAAACCGGGUCCUAAAGGUGACAAGGGCGAUACGGGAAGUCCUGGAAUUGCUGGUUUGCCUGGACCGAUCGGACUUGAUGGAGUUGCUGGGCUCCAUGGAUAUAAAGGAGAAAAGGGAGUUGAUGGGAUUGGCAUCCCAGGAAUACCAGGACAAAAGGGGAUCCAGGGUGAGAAGGCAUCUACUGGACCACAGGGGAGCCCAGGGCACAAGGGCAAUCAAGGGGACAAAGGGAAAGAGGGAGAGGUUGGCCAAAAGGGAAAACGAGGACCUAAAGGAGAUGGAGGAGAAAAGGGAGCCAAAGGUGAAACUGGGGAAUUGGGUCCACAAGGAUUUGCAGGACUUCCAGGCCCCAUAGGUUUUGAAGGAAAUAAAGGCGACAGAGGUUUUCCCGGAGACCCAGCCAAAGGGAUAGUGGGUCCUACUGGGUUUAAAGGAGCCCGGGGAGAUAUUGGACCACCUGGACCUGUGGGACCCAAAGGCGAUCAAGGAAUCCAAGGGAUUAAAGGUGAAAAGGGAAGUCCUGGAUAUGGUAUCCCAGGCCAAUCUGGUCCCAAAGGAGAACCAGGUGAAAGGGGCAAUGUUGGCUUAUCCGGUAGACCGGGUGAAAAGGGUGAAGUUGGCCAGGAAGGCAAGCAGGGGACUCUCGGUACUCCUGGAAACCCAGGACCUAUUGGAUUAAGAGGUAAAGAUGGUAAGGAAGGGCAAAAAGGUGAAGCGGGCAAGGGUGAAGUGGGUCCUCCUGGUAAGACGGGGGAGCGAGGAGUACGGGGUCCACUGGGCUUGCCUGGCCGGCCUGGAGAGAUGGGGCUUAAAGGAGAUAGUGGAAAGGCAGGAGAGUUGGGGAAGCCUGGACUACCUGGGUUACCUGGUGAUUGUGGUGAACCGGGAGCCGCGGGAGCAAAAGGUGCCUCUGGAACUGGUGGCCCUCCUGGGCCAAGGGAGAGAAAUACAAAGGGAGAAAAGGGUGAGCCUGGAAGGAGAGGUGAAGCUGGCCAAAAUUUCUUGGCAGGACACAAGGGCAACCCAGGAGCUGUCGGACAUCCAGGACUCCCUGGCAUUCCAGGAAUUCCUGGUAAACCAGGAGCUGAUGGAAAACGUGGACCACCUGGGAAAGAUGGAAAAGAUGGUGUGAAAGGAGAGCAAGGGUCACCUGGUUUGCCUGGACCUCCAGGACCAGGAGCCUUCCCGGAAUCUCCUCUACCUUUCAAUGAGGAGAAUGCAUUUAAUUACACAGAUUUGCCCAUUAUUCCUUUACCAGUUGCCCCCCCUGGGACACCAGGUGAUAAAGGAGAAAGAGGGCACAAAGGUGAACAAGGUGAUCCUGGACAACAAGGAAAAGGAGUUGAUAUUAAGGAUUUAGAGAAGCUUUUUGACAUUUAUGGUAUAAAGCUAUCUCUUUUAAAAGAAUUAAUUGAUAGACUUCUUCAAAAUGGAAUGGAGGAAGUUCUUCAGCAGCUCACAAGUUCCAAAAAAGACAAGACUACAAGGAAAAUCCAUGAUUUUAAACAGGUGGAUGAAUUGAAAGUACAGGGCUCAUCCCUGAAGUACAACCUUGCCAGUCAAUCUCUCUCUGAAACGCAAGAGGUGGUGGAGGAGUUUGACUCGGAGACACCAGAUUUUGCCCAUCUGGACGAAGCCCAUGUAUUCCGGAGUGGAAGCACUUCAUUGCAUGGUGUAAGAGUGAAGGAAGUGUCUGAGGGUGUGAGGAAUAAGGGUAAAGAAGACAGUCCUGGAAUUUCAGUAGCAGUUGAUGGUGAAACCAGUGACAUAUCAUCAGUUCCGGACAGGAGUGGUUCAUAUCUCAAUGGACCAGUGGCUGGUAAUCGGACCAUGACAAGCACAACCAAGAUGAAGCAAAAAGCAAGGAGACAUAAAAACAAACAGGCCUCAACAGCUAAUCAAUAUCCCACAGAGUCUUCAGAAAAGAUUUUAAGAAGAGUAAGAAGAAUGGACCCACUCCUGGAAGACCAGACAUGGAUAUCAGGAGCAGCGGAAAUUAGGAAAGAAAAGAAACUGAGGGCAAGAAAAAAACUUCGAUCACAAGGAAGGGAGGAUUCUUUUCACAGCAUCAGAAAGUUGAAAAGAGAAGAGAACAAGGCCAUGAACGUUAUUGCUCCUGCACUGACAAUCCUUUCGCUGCAAGGUCAAAAGGGAGAACCAGGAACAGCAGGAAACAUGGGUAACAAGGGGGAAAAUGGUGAAAAGGGUCAAAAGGGAGAGCCUGGCAUUGGUUUCAGAGGACCAAUUGGUCAGUCAGGAUCUCCUGGACAAAAGGGUGAACCAGGGCAAAGUGGUCCUCCAGGGGCACAAGGUACCCAAGGCAUUGCAGGUAAUACUGGUAUCCCAGGAGCCCAGGGCAUGAGAGGUCCGUCCGGAGUGUCAGGACUGCCAGGCAUCAGGGGCAAUCGAGGUAGAAGGGGGAAGAAUGGAUUACCCGGACCACCUGGAAUAAAGGGACCACUCGGCAAGGCAGGACCUCCUGGAAAACCUGGCAUCAAAGGUUACAACGGUGACGACGGACUGGGGGUCCAAGGACCAAGAGGUGGUCGAGGGUUUCCAGGUCGCAGGGGAGUUAAUGGUGCUCCUGGAUCAGUCGGAGAAACGGGGCUUGUGGGUCUGAAAGGAUUAUCCGGUCUGAAAGGAAUGAAGGGAGAAUUGGGGAUUGCAGGAAUUAAAGGUGAUAAGGGAGACCCACAUGGUGUUUCAGGACCACAAGGAUACAAAGGAAAUAAAGGGGAUCUGGGCUACAGAGGUCCAGCUGGAUUUGAUGGUGAUAAAGGAGAGAAAGGUGAAGAUGGUCCCCCAGGACUAAAGGGUCAUAAAGGAGAGUCAGGAUCAAAAGGAUCGAUGGGUAUAUUCGGGGCCAGAGGUCCUGCUGGACAGAAGGGUGAGCCUGGCGAGAGUGGCAAAAAUGGAAUUGCAGGCAGGGCUGGACUUGAUGGUAAAGGUGGAGUUAAAGGAAAGAAAGGAGACAGAGGUUUGCAAGGCCAGAAGGGGGAUCUGGGAGAUAAGGGAGACCAAGGCUUAAAAGGAGAUGGUGGACAUAGAGGUGAGAAGGGGUCACGGGGCCUUCCAGGCCAAAGAGGACAAUCAGGAAUUGGCGCUGAAAAGGGCGAAAGGGGUGAGCCUGGGUUACCAGGAAAGUUGGGAUUGGAUGGUCUAAUGGGGCAAAAGGGGUUACAAGGAUUUACAGGUCUUCCAGGGCCCAAAGGACUUCCAGGAGAGAAAGGACAAAAGGCUGCUAAAGGAGUACCUGGACUCACUGGCUUUAAAGGAGCCAGGGGUUUACAUGGAAAGCUCGGACCACCAGGACCAACCGGUCCACAUGGUCAGAAGAGUGACCCUGCAGCCAAGGGUGAGCCAGGGAAGAGAGGGAGAACAUGUCAUGGCAAGAGAGGCCUUCCAGGGAUUUCAGGAGCAAAAGGUGAUCUGGGAGAAGUUGGCCCUGCUGGACUGAAGGGUGAAAAAGGAGAUCCUGGACUUUCAGAAGAAGAAGUGAAAGAAGUUGUCAGAAGAGAAAUGAGCGACAAAUGUGCUUGUGCAGGAAAAGAUUUCCAUUUGAUUAUUAGAACAGGCGAUUCUGAUGAAAACUCCCGGGAAAAAGGUGCAGAAAGCAGAAAAGAUGCAAGAGACAGAAAGGACAAUGUAGAAGACAGUGAAGAAGAAUUUGAAGAUGAAGUUAAAUUUCAAAACAUAACACAAUAUCAUACCACAGCCCCUUGCAGCGAGUCAAUGGAUGAAGGUUCCUGCUCACAAUAUGAAUUGCAGUGGUAUUAUUCUGAUGAAGCUAAGGAAUGCAGACCAUUUGUAUACAGUGGCUGUGGUGGAAAUAGCAAUCGCUUCCCAUCAAAACAAGGAUGCGUACAUAGAUGUCUGGAAGGAUUAAAACAAUAGGAAGAAUGACCAUUCCUUAUUUUUAUUUCUUGAGCCAAUAAAGAAUUGAUAGUCAAUAUACUGUACUUCUUCACUCAAGAAAGAAAACAGGGAGACGUUGAAUAAAAAUGGAGAUGACGUUUUUCAGUAAAGCUGACAGAUGCCAAUUGGAGGAAGCCAUCUAACUGCAGACAGUGAGAGUCCUAGAGAAACAACUGUUCAACGUUGAUCGCUGUUCCUCAGUGAACCAAUGACCUGUGUGUUUGACUUUAUUUUUGUUUCAACUUUAAAAAAAAAAAAAAAAUUAUUAGAAGUAUUGUACAUACAUCUUAAUCAUGAUAUGCAACAUAAUACAUUUUGUGUACAGCUUCUCUUUUUUUUAAACUUUAACCUGUAAUAGAAAAAGAGAAAAGAGAAAGAAGAGAAGAAUGAGGAUAGUAGUGAAGUGUAGUCCGCAGUAGUUGGCGUUAAAUGAAUGAUGAUGAACUUUUCAAAAAUCGAUUCAUUUGUGAUAUUUUCGUAAAUGUUGGAAGAAACAAUGAUCGUUAAUUUUGCAAUUUAUGUCGGUGUAGGGUAUGUUUCAUUUUUCUUAGUUUAUCAAGGUAAAACAAAAACAAAAUAAAAGUUAAAAGAUGAAACACAGACAAAUGGUUGAUAACAGUCAAAUUAUAAGGAUAUGAACAAUUUUUUUAAAAGGCAAAAAACUUUGUUUAAAAAAACCUCAAAAAAGUUAACUCCAACAUCAAAUUGAUACAACACCGUUUUAAGAGAUAACUUAUUUAUGCAUUUUAAGAAUAAACCUGAUAAAUCUUCAUUGCAUCCUCUUUACUACAACUAUAUGCUUCACUCAGUAAAAAGACUAGACCAAGACACCAUACUUCAGUUUGCACAAUAUUCAUCUGGCCAAUAUAAUUUCAGUAAUAUCUCCAUUUCUUUUGCCUCCAAGUUUCUUAUAUUAUAUUGGAAUGUUUUUUUUGUAUUUUCUGUAGCGAAGACAGAAGCAAAGUGUUCGUUCAAUGUUUCCACAUUGAGGUGUCCACCUUUGUCUCCACCAAAGACUAGAGGGCGUAGCUUUAAGGUGAGAGUGACAGUUUAAAGGAGAUGUGCCGGGUAGGUUUUUUUUUUACAGAGAAUGGUGUGUUCCUGGAACAUGCUGCCAGGAAUAGUGAUGAAGACAGAUAUUGUAGUGGCAAGGAAUGGAGACAUGGAUCACAUGCGGGCAGAGGAGAUUAGUUUAUCUUUGCAUCAUGUUCGUCAUGAAAGUUAUUUGCUGCAGGGCCUGUUCUAUAUUCCAUGUUCUUUUUCUCUGAGAUCACAUCCUCUGAGGGACAAUUUUUACUUUAGCAACUCUCUUUUUUUAUAUACAAAAUGCUACAUUACCAGAAUAAUAUGCAUUAUAAUUAUAAAUGGAGAUCAAAUGAAUCAGGGCUGCUUUCUCAUUAAAUCAAAGAAGUUUGUGUGUCUUUCACAGGCAAUGGCAAUGAUAGGAGGCAUAAGGUUAUCUAGAUGGCACUAUGCAUUUGGAGCAGACCCAUUAAUAAAUGAAUGACAGCAGUUAGGACAAAACUGCUGGGGUGGCACGGUGGCACGGCGGUAGAGUUGCUGUCUUACUGCGACAGAGACCCGGGUGUAGCGGCCGAUUUUUAUAUCGUUCGAGAAAUUAACCCUCUAGCCGCUAAAUGGAUAAGCAUGGUUAAGGGGAAUAUCUUCGAUACGCACGCGAGCUCACCCACAGAGAUUUUCAGCUUCUUCACAGAUAAGUCUUCAAAACAGUCUUUUGAUGAAUAAAUGCUUUAUUGUUGAUAGAAAACAGUAAGGUACAUCCAAAUUUCUUCCGACUCGUUACUAUUAUCUUCAUCGAACUCCAGCUUAUUACUUUAUACAUUAGAAAACUCCUCGUGUCUCCGUUACACUUUGCAUGAUCUCCUUUACACCUCGCAUGUUCGAAGGAUAAACUUUCUCCAUGGUUUCUCCAAACUACACUAAAAACGAAACGUCUGCGCAAGCUGCAAAGCCCAAAACAUGCCCAAAAACACGUCACAAAUCCCACCCACAAUAUAACGGGCAGUCGAAAAUUAAAAGGCACAUGCCAUCAUCAAUGACAUGCAAAACAAGCCAAAUGGCUACUACAUACCGGCCCCUAAUUGUUCCGAGUAUAUAGCGAGGCAAUUACUAAUAAACAUUAAAAAAUUAGCCUUGAAGACUUAACAUAUAUCAAAAAACAAUAGGUCAGGGAAUAGGAUUCCGGUGGCUCCUCGUCAGGAAAUUGAACCCCAGUCUACCGUGUGACAGGCGGGGAUACUAAACACUAUACUAACGGG
Messenger RNA from Leucoraja erinaceus (little skate), 13419 nucleotides. RefSeq names its product collagen alpha-1(VII) chain-like. NCBI's taxonomy places the organism in Eukaryota, Metazoa, Chordata, Chondrichthyes, Rajiformes, Rajidae. The record is from RefSeq and is a predicted model, not a curated record. Gene Ontology annotation, molecular function: serine-type endopeptidase inhibitor activity; protein binding.